GAAGUAUUCUGCUUCGGCACUGGCAAUGCUUGUGCUCUCGAGGUAUCUAGCUGCUGGUGGGAUGACUAUCGCGGGCAAUCCGAUCUACUCCAAGUUCGGUGUCCCGUAUACAUUGUCGACCCUCGGAGCCAUCAGUGCAGUCAUGGCAAUCAUUCCCUAUCUCUUCUAUAUCCACGGGCAACGCAUUAGUAACGCUAGUAAGCAUGCUGUGGUUCGUGACUAAAUUGAAGGGGCAUUUGGAUGAGGUAGCCGGAAAUUUCCGUCGUGGCCUAAGAGCUUUUCAAAUGCUCGUUGUUUCAUAAUUGUUGAAAAUUGGGCCGGGCUUCGUUUGGGUGCGUAAGUUGGCGGAAGGUUCUUGAGUGUGUUGAUAGGUUGAUGCCAAAAAGUUCUCGGUCUUCGAAAUAUAGAUUUUUUCUCCUAGAUAUAAGGAUUGUAAAUAUUCAACUGUGAGCUAAUUUGAAAUCAUAGUGGUGGAUUUAACGCGUUCUAUGCACCAGAGGACCGUGCAUCAGGUGGUAAACUACCGCCGGAGCAGCACACACAGGCUGGCCAAUUAGGAACGGAUCCGAGGUGGCUUUCCACCAGUGUCCACCACCGGCAUCGGAUUCACACCAUUACCAUCCCCCAUAAGAAGGAUGCAGUCCACCAUUCGUUACUUUCAACAAUGCAUUGGCAGCCGUAUCCGUCAAAAUGACCACCGGAACCUUCACAUACAUCGACCCUUCGUCUGUUUUGGCUUCAACCAGCGGUUCAGUCAAGCCUUGGAACAAAGUUGAUGUCCAUAAGACCUCAUUCAGAACCAUGGAUUGCGAGCGAACUGUUACCAAUAUUCGUCUGGAAUGUGGCGUAUCGGCGGUCAGCUUGGAUUCGACGGGGUUCGCGCUCGUCAACCAUCCCGUUCGAGAGGAAUAUUUCAAUGAUGACAGUGCGGUGCGAGGGGGAUAUUAUGCAGAUGUUGAAAUCCUUCUGCGCGGAAACCUCCCAGGGAUCAAAAAAAUCACCAUUUUUGAUCACACGAUCCGCCGGCGUGAAACGACAAGCCCACGCCAGCCCGUGAGACUGGUCCAUGUUGACCAGACGCCAGCUGCCGCAGAGGCAAGGGUUCGACGCCACAUUUCAGACGAGAAAGAGGCACUAGAGCUCUUAAAAGGUCGAUACCAACUCAUCAACGUCUGGCGGCCAAUAGGCCAUAAUGCCUCUGACUUUCCUCUCGCUGUCCUCGACUGGCGGUCUACUCUGCCGCAAGACUUCGUCAAAGUCGACUUGAUGUAUCCAAAGCAAAGCGAAACCUCAUCAACUGAAGUUCUCGCAGAUAAAGAGUCAAUCGAUUCGAUUGAAGGAUACGAGCGUCGCGGAGAGCAGUACGUGCUUACACCAAAUGACGAGCAAAAGUGGUGCUAUGCAAAGGAUAUGACUCCCGACGAGGCACUUCUAAUCAAGUGUUUUGAUUCCAGGGGUCAAUAUGAACCUUGCGGCAUAGUUGGAGUGGCGAGCUCGGCACCACACACGGCUUUCAAAGAUCCCGAAACUCCUAGUGAUGCAAAACCACGACAGAGUAUUGAGGUACGAUGUCUAGUAUUCUAUGAGUAA
Aspergillus caelatus is the source of this 1590-nucleotide messenger RNA. RefSeq lists its product as uncharacterized. Gene Ontology annotation, molecular function: oxidoreductase activity. The coding region runs from base 691 to 1590 and encodes 299 amino acids. The transcript has a single exon. NCBI's taxonomy places the organism in Eukaryota, Fungi, Ascomycota, Eurotiomycetes, Eurotiales, Aspergillaceae. The record is from RefSeq and is a predicted model, not a curated record.